AUGUGGCCUAAUGAUUUUCAAAUCCCAAGGUUUGCUGAUCUAUUAGGUCUAAAUGUUUUUGAAAAUCCAGGACAAAAAUUAUUUGGUGCAAUGAGCUCCAUAUCUCGGCACGAUGAUUACAGAUGCGUGCCUAGAAUUUUAUGCGAAAUUACAAGUGGUUCAACUCCUGGAGAAUCUUCAUAUCGUAGUGCUCGUCCAACAACUGGUCAAAUUCUUUUAUUCAAUUUACUGUCGGCUUUCGAUCGAAGCGGAGCAUCUCCUUUAACCCUGUUUGGAAAAGCAGCUUUACUUGGAUACGUAUAUAGAGGUGACCCUAGAGUGUGUUACCAAGAAUAUCCGAGAUGUCCAAGAGACCAACAAGAACUUAUAGCUUAUUUGAACAAUUAUAAAGGUGGAUUUUUCCGAUUUUUCACAAUGAAUAAUGAUUAUCUCCUACACUCUGAAACACCUCAACAAGAGCUUGGUUUAUGGACUUCAAUGCGUCCCGAGUAUUUUCCACAAAAACCUUCAAAUAAUAACAAUAAAUUACCUAAUUUCUACGAAUUUUCAAGCGGAACUGCAUUUUAUAAUCCUCAUCAAACGUUUUAUCAAAAUCCUUUUGUUUAUAAUCAUGUUGAAUCUGACAUAAAGUGGCCAUCAUAUACGUACGGAUCAAGAAUUGGCACGGGCAAAUUAUCAUUCUCAAAUGAAGAGUAUUUUAGCCAAUCUAAUUCUAAUGAUGGUGUAAAAAUAUUCCCUUCCGAAUUCGACAAUGAGAAUACAAGAUAG
Molecule: messenger RNA, 768 nt
Organism: Trichogramma pretiosum
Lineage: Eukaryota; Metazoa; Arthropoda; Insecta; Hymenoptera; Trichogrammatidae
Exons: 3
Coding region: 1-768 (255 amino acids)
Source: RefSeq, a predicted model, not a curated record